This is a messenger RNA of Penaeus chinensis, 3186 nucleotides long. RefSeq lists its product as uncharacterized. The transcript has 6 exons. Bases 1361 to 2314 code for a protein of 317 amino acids. Lineage: Eukaryota; Metazoa; Arthropoda; Malacostraca; Decapoda; Penaeidae. The record is from RefSeq and is a predicted model, not a curated record. Gene Ontology annotation, molecular function: N-acetyltransferase activity.
GGGCAGGUGCUCGCCGCAGGUACACGCCCCCUUCGAAGACGCAAGACGAUAGCCGGAGCUCCAAAGAGAGGACUUUCAUUGAUUUCUACAUUUAUUUUUUAUAAUUUUACUUCUUUCACGUUAUACGGUUUGAAUGUUGUAUGGCCUUUGCAAAGCUGCCGCUCGACAUUGAAACAAUAAUUUUACUCUUUUUUCCUUGUAUUUUUUCACUUUGGUUCUUUCUUAUCCGAAACGAUCGUCAGAAGAACCAAAACCUUUUCUUUCAAAUACCAGAUUAUUUUCCCGACAUUUCCUGUCUUGUAAACACGGCCUCUGGACCCUUCAUUCGGACAUACAUACCCAUUCUGACAUUUCCUCUCAUUGUCAUAUAUGAUCCUCUCCCGGAGAAGAAUGCACAGUCAUAGUCUUAAUUAAGCGGAAGACUACAAGAUCCUUCUCUCACGAUGAUCAAAUAUUGAUUUUUGGGAGAUUGCAGGCUUCCCCGGGAGAGGAAGGGGCUGUUACGCAAGAUUAGGUAUGGUGGAAAUACUGGCGGAAUAUUACUGGGGAUUCCUGAGGGUUUCGAGAUGGGUUUCUCCUACGCCUUAUAUGUUCAUUUGAUGGCAACACAAGUUCACAUUGAUAUGUACACUUACAAACGAACACACUUACAUGCAUACCUAACACACACACACACACACACACACACACACACACACACACACACACACACACACACACACACACACACACACACACGUGUCUUCGUGUACACAAACACACGAUUGCACACACGUUGCCUAUUUGGUCGAUGAAGCCGUGACCUUCACUUCCCAAGACAUACCGCUCGCUAAGUCCUUUAAGCCUAUUUUGAUAAGAGAGCUUGGACAUCAUGCGAUGCGACUGGCUUGUAAUGAUGAAUCUUAAUAAGCUUGGCAAAGGAACAAUUUAAAGUGGAUUUGGAACGAGCCCCUGUGUUUAUCUAGACUGAAAAAGCUAACGGGUCACUAGGUCACCUUCCAGGUCCAUCUCCGUGUCUGACGUCUUUCGCAUUUCAAGGUCGAACCCAUUCUCACCGGCAACACCCAUGACUAAGUGAACGAGUGGCCGACACCGGUGAACCCCCAUGAACCAGCAACUCAGUGUCCAGUGGUAGCUCAGGUUUUUGCCCAAGUUAUUUAUGAGAUAGUCCAACGACAACCCCUAUAAAAAAGGAGGAGACGGAGAGAGGCGAGAAGAAGGAAAGAGGAGCAAGGAGAAAAGGAUAGAGAAAAAGUGGGAGUCUGAGAGAAAACGUGGAUUUGGAAAACGUAGAAAACUAAGAAGCAGAGGAGAGAGAAAGCUUUGUAUACACAGACAAGCGACAACUAAAACCGCCAACAUGAACCCAGCCAAUAUGCAGCCAACCUUUAUGGGCUUCUAUAACAGCAUGGCCAACUGCUUCAGGAAGUAUACAGCGCCCCUGGGCACUCGCAAGCCCAACGGCACGGAGAGCAGCGAGGGGGCCCCGAGUGAGGCGGAGCAGGACCCCCUGGCCCAGAGUGCAACGCUGGAGGAGGAAGCCCAAAACCUCGGGAACCAAGUGACUGAGGAACCUGAGGAACCCGAACUCCCCGCGGAGCCCGAGCUUCCUCCAGACGUGCUUCACAAACACGACGAGAACAUUGUGUUUAAGAUCCUCACACAGGAGUACGCGGACAGAGCGGUCGACCUCCUGUGCAACCACUUCUUCAAGGACGAGCCCCUAGGGAAGGCCCUCUACCUUGACAGUCCCAGAGAGGUGGAUCACUGGCUCUCCAAAAUCCUGCCACACUUGAUCUCCCACGGCGUAUCAGUGAUGGCGAUAGACGAGUCUGCCGACGGGCGCCUUGUGGGCGUGGCCAUCAACAGCAUCAAGAAGCGUGGUGACCCCCCGGGACCCGACGACUUUCUUAACUGGAUUGACCCUCAGAAGGAUCCUAAGAUGUACAGGAUCAUGUCCUUUUUACAACAGCUGGCUAGUGAUAUAGAUUUCUUCGGACAAUAUGGCGUCGAAAGGUUUAUGAGUUUCGAGCUCCUGAACGUGGACAAAUCCUACGGCGGUCGCGGGAUCGCCUCCAUGCUGGUAGAACAGUCGUGCAAGGUCGCUCGGGAUCAAGGUUUCACUUGCCUCGUGGUGGAGACGACAGGCAUCUUCUCGGCUAAAAUCUUUUCCCGCCACAACUUCAAGACCAUCCGGGAGGUCCAGUAUUCGUCAUACCGCCAGAACGGACUCAUCUGCUUCCCCAACACCGGCAUCCAUACCUCCGCCCGCGUCUCCGUCAGGCUUCAAGAACCCGCGAAAACCAACUCUUAGAUCCCCGAGUGUCCCACCUUAGGCCCACGUGACGCGACGAGCCCGCCGCCCUUCUGCCGCGAGACCAAUUCCAAAAUCCAUUAGCAAUAACAAUAGUGUAGAGGACGACGUACAAUAAGGAUAACGUUCAUUGCAGAAGCGAACCCCAAAACUGAGCCUUAUAUAAUUUCUUAAGGCCUGCUCCAAGACGCUCUGUGAAGCAAUGGCCGGGUAAAAGAUGGGUUGCAUGUAUUUAAAUCGUGGCUCCAAAAAGUGGACUUCAUCAAUCAGGAUUGUCUAUUCCGGUGAAUCUAAAGGUCUCUUGCGGUCCUCUCGUCGCAGUGGAAAAUAAAUAUGUAGUAUAUAAGUAAUAUCACACCAAUAAUAUAAUGUUUUAGGGUAAACUAGAAAAUAAUUAAUCACCUCUGAACAUAAGUAUGAGGAAAUAUAUAUAUACAUAUAAAAAAAUGUUCCAUGUAUCACAACACUGUAUGGGGUAAAGACUGAAAAGGCCUUUAUGUUCUUCUGCACCUCUGACGAGCCCCACCUCGCUCGUCUCUUGUUCUUCCAUCAGUGCUAUCUGCCCUUUACUCUCCCGUGGGCGUACUACUCCUGUGUGUCAACUUGUCCGGAUCAUGUUUACAUAUCUACUACUAUUGUGACUAGUUCUCGUGUGUCUUCACGUUUGUCAAUUUCAUCUGUACUCGUCAUUGGCAUCCUUCCCGUGUUCUUACGCCUCCUUUGUCUCCUUUUUCUCUCUGGACUGUUGAUCCUUAGUCAAACUAUUCAGGUGUACCCAGGUGGCAAACUGUUUUUCUUGUUCUACUGAUGUGGGUGAGAAUCCAUUCAAAUUGACCCGAAUAUGGAAUUAAAUAAAGUUAGUUAAAUUCGAA